GGCUUCGCAAUUGGCAGCCACUUUGCGCCGCCUCCCGCGACCCAGAACCAGCCCCGGGACCCCGACGGAACCCCCGGGCCACCGCGCGACCGAGGACAGCCGCCGCGCCCCCGCGUAAAGCAGCGACCGGCGCCCGGAAGGCCGCCCGCCCAACGCCGCCAUGGCCGGCAUGCAGAACGUCCACGAGGCGCUGGCGGCGCUGCCGUCGCUGCCGCCGGGCUCCAUCUCCCAGUCGAGGUUGCAGCACAAUUCAAUGAUGCCGGGCGUGCCCGAGGGCAAGCCGCAGCCGCGCCGGCGGCGCCACCGGAGCCCCGUCCGGCGCCGCGGGCCGAUCGACCAGUACGGCAACUCCCAGGACUACGCGGGUGGGAAGUUCGCCCGGGGUGCUCAAGCUGCUGUCGAUCCAGCCCAAAUAGAACACCGACGGAUGUUGUGCCGCUCGCUACCGAAAACGACUGACAUGCUAGAGGCGCCUCGCACGCGAGAAGAUUGUAGAUUUGUACAAUUACAACUCACCGUACUACUCCAAGGCUGUGCGUCGGUGGAGGGCGGCGGAGAGGCGUACAGAACACUGAUAGUCUCAGGCAACUCGACGUUGUACGAGACGGCCCAGGCCAUCUCGGCGGCCUUCGGCUUGAUAGAUGCCGCCGAUACCGCAAAACCGUUACCGCCGAAGCUCGAGUGCAUUUUUGAAGAUGUUUUGGUUGCUGAAGACGGCCUCACGAUCGAAAAUAGGGAAAUCGCCGGCUUGGAGUGGCGCGACCACCCGACGCGCGUCUUCCACCCCGAGAAGCAAUUGCGGGGCAUCAAGACCGCCGCUCUUUUAGAUAGACCGCUGUUUAGAAGGCCGAGAGGCGAGCGCAAGGACGGCGGCACUCGUUCUCACGUUUCACUAUUAGUGAAGACGGCCGACGAGGCGCCCAUCGAUCCCGCAAUUACCACGCCUCGCACCAAAGUCAAAACGGCAUUGCAACCGAGAAAUGGCCUGUAUCCCUUUACGGUGCGAUGCACCGUGGCUGGAUUAAAUGCGGACAUGCGCCACAAGUCGCAACAAGCUUUACCUAGAUGCGUCGCCGGUGGGGGUGCCGCGUUAGGCGGUCCGAUCAUCAAUUAUGAUAUUGAGAAGCCCGGUGGCAGUGAAGACCCUUCAUCAUUAGAUCGGGUCAACGCGCAGUUCUUCCAGGCCUUCCACGCGAAGCGCGGGAGGAAGCAGGACGGUUCGCUCGAAGUCUUCGAGAAGUUCAAGGACCACCUGCGCAUGCCGCUGGUCCAGCUCGACCUCGCGGCCGAGUACGCGCAGCGUCAUGAUCUUUAAGCGCCUCGUCCGAGUCGUCGCUCGCGCGCCGCGUAAGUACCGUCGGUGCGU
Molecule: messenger RNA, 1366 nt
Organism: Pelagomonas calceolata
Lineage: Eukaryota; Pelagophyceae; Pelagomonadales; Pelagomonadaceae
Source: the annotation of a GenBank genome assembly